Molecule: messenger RNA, 1140 nt
Organism: Metarhizium brunneum ARSEF 3297
Lineage: Eukaryota; Fungi; Ascomycota; Sordariomycetes; Hypocreales; Clavicipitaceae
Biological process (GO): iron-sulfur cluster assembly
Cellular component (GO): mitochondrial matrix
Molecular function (GO): protein binding
Source: RefSeq, a predicted model, not a curated record
AUGGGCGCGGCACGGCGCGCUCUACCCACGCGCCUCCUCUGCCGAAGCUGCCUCAAACACCAGCAACGCCGAUUCGCAAGCUCGGCCGCGCCCCCGAAACCGCCGCCUUCCGGCCUCGCUGCCCUCCCGUCUCGACAGCUCCUCUCUGUAUCCGGGCCCGAAGCUACAAAGUUCCUGCAGGGAAUAAUCACGGCCAACAUGGCCAACGCCGAGGGCCUGCCGCGCAGAGAUGCGUUCUACUCGGGGUUCCUGAACGCCACGGGCCGCGUGGUCCACGACAUCUUCAUAUACCCCUUCCGGCAGGCCAAGCAAGACGACGGCUACCUGAUCGAGGCAGACGCAGGCGAGAUGGCCAGGUUCGCCAAACUCAUCAAGCGGUACAAGCUACGUGCAAAGGUCACGGUGCGCAACGUCCCGCCGGACGAGGCGUCUGUUUGGCAGGCCUGGGACGACGCCUCGCCGCUGGACAUUGCAGCCAGCGAGUCCCGGGUGGUGUUGAAGGACCCCAGGGCUCCUGGGCUGGGGCACCGCAUCGUCCAGCUGAACCACAAGGCGCCCGAGCUCGACGUGGACGCUUCUACGGAGGAUGCGUACACGAUCCGGCGCUAUCUGCAGGGCGUCGCCGAGGGCCAGGACGAGAUUCUCCGCGAGCAGGCGCUGCCGCUGGAGAGCAACAUGGAACUGAUGAAUGGGAUAGACUUCCACAAGGGCUGCUACGUCGGGCAGGAGCUCACGAUCCGGACGAGGCACCGCGGCGUGGUGCGGAAGCGCAUCCUGCCGUGCGCGAUUUACAGCGAGGACAAGGCGCCGCCGCAGACGCUCUCGUAUGAUCCCGAGUGCGCUUCCCCGGAGAGCCUGACGGCGGACAUGAUCCCCGCCGAGACGAGCAUUGGGCGGUUCGGCAAGAAGGGACGCAGCGCGGGCAAGUGGUUGAAGGGCGUGGGCAACAUUGGGCUGGGACUGUGCCGGCUCGAGAUCAUGACGGACGUUGUCCUACCCGGGGAGCAGGCUGCGGCCACGUAUAAGCCGGGAAAUGAGUUUGUACUCGAAUGGGGCGACGAGGACAACAAAAGCGACGUCAAGGUGAAGGCGUUUGUGCCGAAGUGGCUGCGCGAGGGAUUGAGCGCGCAGCAGGGCUGA